GUUGUAGUCCCGCCCGCGCAGGGGCCCUCCGGGAGCGGCAUGGCGGCGCUGGAGCUGCUGUCGGACGAGGGCUACCGGGUGGACGGGCGCCGCGCGGCCGAGCUGCGCAAGGUGCGCGCCCGCAUGGGCGUCUUCGCGCAGGCCGACGGCUCGGCCUACAUCGAGCAGGGCAACACCAAGGCGCUGGCCGUGGUGUACGGCCCCCACGAGAUGCGCGGCUCCCGCAGCAAGGCGCUGCACGACCGGGCGCUGGUGAACUGCCAGUACAGCAUGGCCACCUUCAGCACCAGCGAGCGCAAGCGCCGGCCCCACGGCGACCGCAAGUCCAGCGAGAUGACGCUGCACCUCAAGCAGACCUUCGAGGCCGCCAUCCUCACGCAGCUCUACCCCCGCUCCCAGAUCGACAUCUACGUCCAGAUCCUGCAGGCCGACGGCGGCAACUACUGCGCCUGCGUGAACGCCGCGACGCUGGCCGUCAUCGACGCCGGCAUCCCCAUGCGGGACUACGUGUGCGCCAGCUCGGCCGGCUUCGUGGAGGACACGCCGCUGGCCGACCUCAGCUACGUGGAGGAGGUGGCCGGGGGGCCGCAGGUGGCCCUGGCCCUGCUGCCCGCGUCGGAGCACAUCGCCCUGCUCGAGAUGAACGCGCGGCUGCACGAGGACCGCCUGGAGGAGGUCAUCGAGGCGGCCAGCCGGGCCUGCAAGGCCGUGCACGCCGUCCUGGACCGGGUGGUGCGCGACCACGUGCAGGAGGCCACCGCGCUGCUGGGGGACUGAGCCGGGGGCCGGGGGGGCCGCGGUGGGGGCCGCGCGUCCACACCCCGUGCUCCGGCGGCGCGGCGCGGAUCGCGGCCGCGGGCGGCUUUGCCGGGGGGGGGUCGGUGGAGCGGGGCCUGCGCCUAAAUAAAGGGCUUCUCAGCCGCA
Dromaius novaehollandiae (emu) is the source of this 924-nucleotide messenger RNA. It is a transcript of the gene EXOSC4, whose product is annotated as exosome component 4. The record is from RefSeq and is a predicted model, not a curated record. Gene Ontology annotation, cellular component: cytoplasmic exosome (RNase complex); nuclear exosome (RNase complex); nucleolus. Bases 40 to 777 code for a protein of 245 amino acids. The transcript is spliced from 3 exons. NCBI's taxonomy places the organism in Eukaryota, Metazoa, Chordata, Aves, Casuariiformes, Dromaiidae. Gene Ontology annotation, biological process: poly(A)-dependent snoRNA 3'-end processing; U4 snRNA 3'-end processing; nuclear mRNA surveillance.